This is a messenger RNA of Cokeromyces recurvatus, 1484 nucleotides long. Its product is annotated as WD40-repeat-containing domain protein. Gene Ontology annotation, biological process: protein localization to phagophore assembly site; nucleophagy; protein lipidation. NCBI's taxonomy places the organism in Eukaryota, Fungi, Mucoromycota, Mucoromycetes, Mucorales, Mucoraceae. The coding region runs from base 59 to 1282 and encodes 407 amino acids. The transcript is spliced from 5 exons. Gene Ontology annotation, cellular component: phagophore assembly site membrane; cytosol; extrinsic component of membrane. The record is from RefSeq and is a predicted model, not a curated record. Gene Ontology annotation, molecular function: phosphatidylinositol-3,5-bisphosphate binding; protein binding; phosphatidylinositol-3-phosphate binding.
UUUUUUUUUUUCUUUGUUUAUUCAUUUAUUCAUUUACUUUUUUUUUUUAAACAUUAAUAUGAAUUUGUCAAGGACAACAUCGAGUAUAACAGAUGCAUCAGGUUUAUUAUAUGCUGGAUUUAAUCAAGAUUAUGGCUGUUUUGCAGUAGGACUUGAUAAUGGAUUCCGAAUCUAUAAUUGUGAUCCUUUAAUUGAACAAGCAAGAGACGAAUCUAAUGAGGGAGGAAUUGGCCAUGUUGAAAUGUUAUAUCGUACAAAUUAUCUUGCACUUGUUGGAGGAGGUAGAAAUCCAAGAUAUCCACCUAAUAAAGUAAUCAUAUAUGACAGUAUGAAAGGGAAGCCAGUUUUGGAAUUAGAAUAUAAAAGUGAAGUAAAGAAUGUCAAGUUACGAAGAGAUAGAUUAACUGUAGUUUUACAAAAUAAAGUAUUUGUAUAUCAAUUCAGUUUACCUCCACAAUUAUUACAUACGUUUGAAACAUGUGACAAUGAUAAAGGACUUGCUGCUGUUUCAACUUCUUUAGAGCAUGCAAUAUUAAUUAUUCCCGGGAAACAGAAAGGCCAUCUACAGAUUAUUGAUUUAAAUUCACUUGGCUAUUAUAUAUCCGUUGGUGAAGAGACAACUUCACCUUUAUUUACUUUACCCAAUAAUUAUCAUUCUAAUAGUAACACACGUAGAUCGAUGAAUGUAAGUAUUAUAGCAGCUCAUUCUAGCAAACUAAGUUGCAUAGCAUUAAAUCAAGAUGGAUCACGAUGUGCAACCACAAGUGAUAAAGGGACUUUAAUUCGAGUAUUUAAUACAUCUACCGGAACACUAUUAAAUGAGCUACGACGUGGUAUGGAUAGAGCAGAAAUAUAUUCGAUUGCAUUUAAUCAAGAGUCGACUCGACUUUGUGUUUCAUCUGAUAAAGGUACAAUACAUAUCUUUAACUUGGAUCCAUCUGUGGUUACUCAUCUAGAUCACAAGCCUCGAGGACCGACCUAUGGCGAAGUCGUUGUCUAUCCUACACAAUCUCCUUCAAAUUUUGGUUUAACCACUUCAGGGAAUCGUGGAAGUGCAUUAAGUUUCAUGAAGGAUAUUUUACCAAAAUAUUUUAGUUCAGAAUGGAGUUUUGCUCAUGCAAAGAUAGCUACUGAAAGUAGGUGUCUUAUUGCCUUUGGAAAUCAAAAGAAUUCAAUUACAGUUAUAUGUGCUGAUGGUGGCUGUUAUAAAUUUUAUUUUGACCCGAGGAAAGGUGGUGAAUGUACAAAAGAGUCAUUUGUACGCUUUUUAAAAAGAGAAUAGAUAAUAAAAUUCAACAAAAUGACUACCAAUUUUACAAGUAUUUACUCGUCCAGACUCUUAUAUAAUACUGGAGUUUUAAACAGUAUAUAUUAGAAGUCCCUCCCCCCCUUUUUUUUAGUGUGUGUCUUUAUGAAUAAUGAAAAAAAAAUUCAACAAUAAACUGUCUUUUCUUUGAUAUUAGUUGACUCAAGGCAUAAUAAAG